Lentinula edodes (shiitake mushroom) is the source of this 639-nucleotide messenger RNA. Its product is annotated as Intradiol ring-cleavage dioxygenase. The record is from RefSeq and is a predicted model, not a curated record. Bases 1 to 639 code for a protein of 212 amino acids. The transcript has 7 exons. Gene Ontology annotation, molecular function: oxidoreductase activity, acting on single donors with incorporation of molecular oxygen, incorporation of two atoms of oxygen; ferric iron binding. Lineage: Eukaryota; Fungi; Basidiomycota; Agaricomycetes; Agaricales; Omphalotaceae.
AUGGCGCGACGCGAAAAACGAGGCCUUCCUCCUCGAUCCAUCUACCCCACCAUGCCCAACGAAAUCUGCGUUCUGGCCCCCGAAAUUGCUAAAGAAAACUACGUCCUUUCUGGUUCGGUGGUUCGCAACGAUGUGACGGACGGUGAAGCAGGAGUUCCUUUGACAAUGGACAUUGGGGUCUUGGACAUUUCGACUUGUCAGCCUUUACCCAAUGCUAUGGUAGAAAUUUGGUCGACCAACGCUCAAGGGGAAUACAGUCCCACGGCUCUGAGAGGAGCCUACCCAUCCGCCGCUAAUGGGAUUGCAGAAAUUCAGACGAUCUUCCCCGGGUUCAAUUCUGACGGUGCCAACCAUAUGAACAUCGCUGUGCACUCUGGUAACAGCAUGAACUCCAGCACUUCACACAAUGGUCGAGUCUUUUUCACUGACGGAUGGACUAACAUCAUAUCAAUGUCUUCGCCUCCUUAUCAAAACAAUUCUAACAUCCGCACACUCGAUCUCGACGAUCCAGUCUACGUAGAGGCCAAUAGCAACGGAUAUACUGCCGUCGUCGACAUCGAGGAGAUUGAGGACGACUGGCCUGAAGGGAUCGUCGGCUACAUUACUGUUGGAAUCAAUCCUUCCCUGAUCGUUGAUUAA